UCUUGAAUAAGAUUUCAUCUCAAGCUCUCUAAAAAACGAAUUAUCAGUUUUCAUCAACUGUUAACAGCGGUUAAUUACGAGAUUACAAGUUAUAUUAUGUCAAGAAUGAGUAGAUUUUGCCAACUAAUUCUGGUCCUUUUGGUGGUUGGGUUAUUAAGCCGCGUAGAAGGAUUGACGAACUCUCGGGCCAUUGCGGACUUCAUUGAUCCACAGAAUGUGGCGAGAAAAGCAGUUGGAGUUCGAGCGCUUAAAUGGAACGAUACAGUUGCCGCUUUUGCUCGUAAUUAUGCUAGACAGAGAAGAAAUGACUGCCUACUUCAGCAUUCAGAAGGAUCGCCCUACGGUGAAAAUAUAUUCUGGGGCGAAGGCCCAAAGUGGACAAGUCGUCAGGCAAUGAAUGCUUGGGUUGAUGAAAGGAAGUGGUAUAUCCAUGCCAAUAACACUUGCACAGGCCCAGAUUGCACACACUAUACUCAGAUUGUGUGGGCUACAACCACAAGUGUAGGGUGUUCUAUUAUAAAAUGUAAGAGCAAUGACACAUGGGUUAUAUGCAGCUAUGAUCCCCCGGGCAACUAUAUUGGUGAUAGGCCUUAUUGAUGGCCUCAGUGUUGCCAGCAUACAUUUUGCUGUUAG
Molecule: messenger RNA, 633 nt
Organism: Cryptomeria japonica (Japanese cedar)
Lineage: Eukaryota; Viridiplantae; Streptophyta; Pinopsida; Cupressales; Cupressaceae
Product: pathogenesis-related protein PR-1-like
Exons: 1
Coding region: 97-597 (166 amino acids)
Source: RefSeq, a predicted model, not a curated record